Glarea lozoyensis ATCC 20868 is the source of this 2046-nucleotide messenger RNA. RefSeq names its product Protein kinase-like (PK-like). Gene Ontology annotation, molecular function: protein serine/threonine kinase activity; protein binding; ATP binding. The transcript has 4 exons. Gene Ontology annotation, cellular component: nucleus. The coding region runs from base 1 to 2046 and encodes 681 amino acids. NCBI's taxonomy places the organism in Eukaryota, Fungi, Ascomycota, Leotiomycetes, Helotiales, Helotiaceae. The record is from RefSeq and is a predicted model, not a curated record. Gene Ontology annotation, biological process: mitotic DNA damage checkpoint signaling; protein phosphorylation.
AUGGCUCCACGCGGGGGCAAGAGUCAAUUGAAACGGGAUCGUGCCGGAACAGCAGAUGACUAUAACGAACCCAAAAAACCUAGAAGAUCCGAACGCAAUGCGAAAGACGCAUCGACUCCUGUUUCGACGAAGCAGCAUCUGCCGUCACCUGUAACCCACCAAGAUUCGUUAUCGUCGAGCGACCAGUUCAAAGAUGGAACCGCCACACCGCCUGAAGGCAGACCGAGUCAGAUCCAACAUCGUCCUACCGAGAGUAAUGUGCCUGAAGGACUUUCAUCUCCACCGCAAGACCUUCCAACACAGGCAUUUUCCCAAUUCGUGUAUCCAGGAAACUUUUCAGAAGAUGUGACGAAUGAGCAAGAAGAGGGUGUUUGGGGUUAUCUUCAUCCACUUGAUCCGCAAUAUGGAAAGACGUUGGUUUUAAAGAAGAGAAACGCAUGUCCAAUGCCUGGAGCAAAUGAGCUUGGAAACGGUAGCAAAAAUAAAAAGAAGGUAGAGGAUGAAAAGGAAAGGCUGACUCAAGAGGAGGAGGCUUAUGAGCAUACGAAGUUCAAAGGAAUCGCUUCAGGGGGAUACUUGAUUGGACGGCAUCCUGAGUGCGAUUUCAUUAUAGACGACCCAAUAAUUUCCAACCGACACUGUCUAUUUUUCACAGAAAACAAGGGCGGAGAUACAAUAGCGGUCGUCGAAGAUUUGUCGAGUAAUGGCACAUUCAUCAACGAAGCAAUGCUUGGUCGAAACAAACGGAGAGAGCUUCAAGAUCAGGACGAGAUAACGGUCAAGGAUGGUGCUAGAUUUGUCUUCAGAUACCCAAGGAGUCGUGAUACGAGUGCUUUCCUACAACAAUACACCCUCCUAGAGAAGCUUGGAAAAGGGCACUUUGCAGAAGUGUUCUUGUGUGUUGAGAAAUCUACCGGCCAUCGCUACGCAGUCAAGGUGUUCACGAAGCAGCCUGGUGUAGAGGAACGAUCAAAAACAGAAGGUCUUCAGCAGGAGAUUGCGGUUUUAAUGGGUGUCAGUCAUCCGAACAUGUUAUGUUUAAAGGAUACAUUCGACGAGUCAAAUGCUGUGUAUUUGGUACUGGAACUUGCUGCUGAAGGAGAGCUUUUCAACUGGAUAGUCAUGAAACAGAAGCUGACUGAGGAUGAGACUCGGAAGGUCUUCAUCCAAUUGUUCCAAGGCAUGAAAUACUUGCACGAGCGAGGGAUUGUUCACCGAGACAUCAAACCAGAGAAUAUUUUACUCACUGAUAAAAAUCUACACGUGAAAGUCGCAGAUUUUGGGUUGGCUAAAAUCAUCGGAGAAGAGUCUUUCACUACGACACUAUGCGGAACGCCGAGUUACGUUGCACCUGAGAUCCUCGAAGAAAGCCGGCAUAGGAGGUAUACGAGAGCAGUCGAUGUAUGGUCGUUGGGAGUAGUUUUGUACAUUUGUCUUUGUGGCUUCCCGCCAUUCUCGGACGAAUUGUACUCCAGAGACAACCCGUACACCCUGACCCAGCAAAUCAAGAUGGGGAGGUUCGAUUAUCCCUCUCCAUACUGGGACUCAGUCGGAGAUCCAGCUUUGGAUCUCAUCGAUAGGAUGUUGACGGUAGAUGUUGAAAAACGAUACACUAUUGACGACUGCCUUGAGCAUCCUUGGACAACCCAGAAGCCCAUCAACACGACUGACAGCACUGACGGGCUUGUCGGAGGAAUCGCAAACCUGGAUUUCAGUAAGCGAAAAGUGGCUAGGGAGCGAACGCUGCUCAGCAGCUUGAAUGAUGUAAAAAUAAGCAAAGUCAUUGAUACCCAAACGGACCAAACCCCAGUCAGAGUUUAUGUUAAAAAUCCAAACGGCAAGCCUACCAAGGGCAAGACGGAUAGUGUCAAACCUGUCACCGGAGCUGGCGGAACACCAAAAUCCAAAGCUGGUGCUCCUAAGCAGGAAGAGAGCCCAUCGCAGAAUCGAGGGACCAAGGAAUUUAUGGAGCUUGGAGGGAAAGGUGAUCAAGAACUUUACGGGAAUGAAGAUUCUGUAUAUGCGCCAAAGGAAGUUGAGAAGUGA